This is a messenger RNA of Prorocentrum cordatum, 793 nucleotides long. NCBI's taxonomy places the organism in Eukaryota, Dinophyceae, Prorocentrales, Prorocentraceae. The record is from the annotation of a GenBank genome assembly.
AAGGUUCAUGGCGCUUGCAGCUGUCAAGUGCUGAACCACAAGGCCGGAUGGCUGGGGGCCACCGCUCCGGGCCCCCGGCCUUGCAGAACCAGCUCGUGGAGCUGGAGGCCUCGGGCUGGAACGCGCUGAUCGAAGCCGGUAAAAUACGUCCAGGCGGUGCACAGUUUGCAGACAAUCGUCGACACCAGCGGCCGACUGCCACGGCGCCUGCGGGUGGACAUGACCAGGCGACGCACCACCGCAAGGGCGUGGAGAGCGUGGACUCCCACUUGAGGGAGCUCGCCCACCGGAAUCCGUUUGGCGUCCUCAGGGUCAUGAUGGCGGAGGCCCGGCAAGAGAGGGGCUACGUCUUGCCGGGCCACGGCCCUGGGCUCCCAGCAGCGGCGACGGCCCCAGCGGCGGCGCCGGCCCAAGUGGCGUCCCCAGCAGCGGCGGCGCCAACGGCGGCAGCAGCUGCGCUGGCGACAGCGCCAGCGCCAGCUUCAGCGCCGAGCCCAGCGCUGGCGCCAGCGGCGACGCCAGCAGCAACGCCAGUGCAGCUCCAGCCCUGCGGGCUGCUUCUGAAUAGCAUGGCCAUGCCAGUGGCAGCAGCUUCACCACCACAGGUUGAAUUGGCUCCUCAGCAGAGAAAGGUCUCGAAUCGUUUGGUUAACAAGCGUGUGACCAAACCGGCGCAGUUGCAGCAGGAGGCUGAGUCUCAACCGCAGCAGCCGUUCUCGCCGGAGGUGCCUGGAGACAGCCCGCCAGCUCCGCUGCUGCCGGACCGCAGCGCCUGCACGCAGCCGCCAGAGGG